Molecule: messenger RNA, 1701 nt
Organism: Andrographis paniculata
Lineage: Eukaryota; Viridiplantae; Streptophyta; Magnoliopsida; Lamiales; Acanthaceae
Product: abscisic acid 8'-hydroxylase 4-like
Exons: 9
Coding region: 37-1464 (475 amino acids)
Biological process (GO): sterol metabolic process
Molecular function (GO): heme binding; iron ion binding; (+)-abscisic acid 8'-hydroxylase activity
Source: RefSeq, a predicted model, not a curated record
CCAAACCAAAACAUUUCCUCCAAUUUUAAUCUGUUGAUGGACAAGAUCUUCUCAACAACCAUUCUCUACAUCCUAUUAUGUCUCUCCACUCUUGUCUUCUAUCACGUAUCGAAAAAACGAAUCAAGAAUCGCAAACAUACGCCAAACUUGCCCCCGGGCACAAUGGGUUGGCCAUAUGUCGGCGAGACACUUCAAUUGUACUCCAAGGAUCCCGACACCUUCUUCUCCGACAAGCAAAAGAGAUAUGGAGAUAUAUUUAAGACAAACAUUCUAGGAUGCCCUUGUGUGAUGCUCGCUAGUCCCGAAGCAUCGAAGUUCAUCUUAGCAACAAAUGCCGAUCUUUUCAAGCCUACGUAUCCCAAAAGCAAAGAAAAGAUGAUCGGCCCAAUGGCUCUAUUCUUCCACCAAGGCGAAUACCAUAGCAACUUGAAAAAACUCGUACAAACCUCGUUUUCUCCAAAGAUGAUUAAGAAAUUGAUUCCUAAAAUCGAGUCCAUAUGUAUCUCGAUCUUGGAUUCUUGGGUAGAUGGGCAAGUUAUCAACACAUUCCGGGAGAUGAAAAGGUUGUCCUUUGAGGUGGGGAUUUUAGCUAUUUUCGGACAAUUGGAGAAGGAAAGAAAAGACGAGUUGCACAAAAAUUAUGUCAUUGUCGAUAAGGGUUACAAUUCCUUCCCUACAAAUCUAAUUGGAACCCCUUAUUACAAAGCCUUGCAAGCAAGAAAGCGGUUAAAUGAGAUUCUUCGAGAAAUUAUUUGCGAAAGGAAGAAAAUGUUAGAAGAGAAGAAUCUUCUAUUAGGGCAACUUAUUGAGUUUAAAGAUGUCCGAGGAGUGACACUAUCCGAUGACCAAAUUUCGGACAACAUCAUCGGAGUGUUGUUUGCGGCUCAAGACACAACCGCGGCUGCGAUAACUUGGAUCCUCAAAUAUCUUCACGAUCAUCCCAAGCUUCUCGAAGCUGUCAAAGAAGAACAGAAAGAAAUCUAUUUGUGGAAUGACAGAGGAAGAAAGAAUCUAACAUGGACACAGACCAAAAACAUGCCACUAACUUAUAAGGUCAUUUUAGAGAGCUUAAGAAUGGCCAGCAUUGUGUCAUUUACAUUUAGAGAAGCUGUUGUGGAUGUUGAAUAUAAUGGUUUUCAUAUUCCAAAGGGGUGGAAAGUUAUGCCACUGUUCAGAAAUAUUCACCACAAUCCAGAAUAUUUCAGUGAACCUGAAAACUUUAAUCCUUACAGAUUUGAGGUAGCUCCUCGGGCCAAUACAUUUAUGCCAUUUGGCAGUGGGGCCCAUUCUUGUCCGGGCAAUGAACUUGCCAAACUUGAGAUUCUCAUUUUCAUCCACCAUCUACUAAAUAAAAUGAGGUGGGAAGUUGUGGGCCCGCAAAACGAGAUACAGUACAGCCCAUUUCCAAUUCCACAGAACGGGCUCCCGGCCCGAUUUUGGAGAGAGCCCGAAGACAAUAAUUAAUUUUUUUUGCCAUUUUAUUUAAUUAAUUAUGUUAUUAUUAUUAUUAGUAUUAAUUACUACAAAGGACUUGGUGACUUUGAUUGGUUCCAAGGGCUUAUUCUAUGUUCAAGUAUUAAGAUAUGCACAUUGUAUAUUAUAUAUAUAUAUAUAUUAUUUAUAUGAGAAUAAUAUUUAAUGUAAAUAUAUUAUUUAUUAUGUUUGUUGUGUCUAGUUCCCCCUGAGCUAAAUAAAUAUUAC